CUGGUAGGGGAGGGCAGGGGGUGGAGGAUGGUGUGGUUCCACCGAGGUUAGUCCUUUAAACCGAGCUUUGGAGCGGACAGACAUUUUCAUCCGGUUUACACUCACACUCACAGCUGAGCAACAAGGUAAAGAAAAGAGGAAGAAGGUCCAGCAGAAGUGAAGUUCAGCAGUCAUAAUGGCAGACGAAGCGGACAUGCGCAAUGAGCUGGCCGACCUGCAGACACGUGCAGACCAGAUCACCGAUGAGUCCCUGGAGAGUACUCGGCGUAUGCUGGCUCUGGUCGAGGAGAGUAAAGAUGCCGGCAUCAGGACUCUGGUCAUGUUGGACGAGCAGGGAGAACAACUGGAGCGCAUCGAGGAGGGGAUGGACCAAAUCAAUAAGGACAUGAUGGAUGCAGAAAAGAAUUUGAACAAUCUAGGACAGUUCUGUGGUCUAUGUUCAUGUCCCUGUAACAAGAUAAAGGGCAGUGGUCAGGCCUGGGGAUCGAACCAGGACGGAGUGGUGAACAGCCAGCCGGGGGCUCGUGUGGUAGACGAACGUGAACAGAUGGCCAUCAGUGGGGGCUUCAUUCGCAGGGUAACGGAUGACGCCCGGGAGAACGAGAUGGAUGAAAACCUGGAGCAAGUGGGCGGGAUCAUUGGCAACCUGCGUCACAUGGCCUUAGAUAUGGGCCAGGAGAUAGACACCCAGAACCGCCAGAUAGAAAGGAUCAUGGACAAGGCUGACUCCAACAAGACUCGGAUUGAUGAGGCCAACCAACGUGCUACAAAGAUGCUGGGCAGUGGCUAAACGGCAGCUCAAAGUGCUCUCAUCCCCAUUAAACCCCAGUGACACCAACCAAACCACAGGCCCUGCCCCCGACACCGAAUGCCGACAGCGGGCGCUGCAAAGUCAUGCUUUUUAUUGUGAUACUGGUAGAAGUUUGCACACAUGCACAUAUCAAACAUGGCUUCCCUUCCCUGCUCCUCGCCUCCACCUCCCGUCUGACUCCCCAACCUCGCCGUCAGUGUUGCUCUGGGAUUUUACUUCUAUGGUUUUGCUAAUGAAUAGUUCAGUUGAGCAUCUUCCACUCCAGUCUUAUCCACACUGUAAAUAGUCCAUCCUUAAUGGCUUCUGUGACUUAGAUCACUCAUCACCUUCUUUUGAUUUUUUUUUUUAACUCUUUGUGU
Molecule: messenger RNA, 1170 nt
Organism: Cyprinodon tularosa
Lineage: Eukaryota; Metazoa; Chordata; Actinopteri; Cyprinodontiformes; Cyprinodontidae
Product: synaptosomal-associated protein 25-A-like
Exons: 8
Coding region: 176-790 (204 amino acids)
Biological process (GO): exocytosis; synaptic vesicle fusion to presynaptic active zone membrane; synaptic vesicle priming
Cellular component (GO): synaptobrevin 2-SNAP-25-syntaxin-1a-complexin I complex; plasma membrane
Molecular function (GO): SNAP receptor activity; syntaxin-1 binding; voltage-gated potassium channel activity
Source: RefSeq, a predicted model, not a curated record